AUGUUAAAGGAAAACUACACAGAAGUGACUGAGUUUAUCCUCCUGGGACUGACAGAUCGAGUUGAGUUGCAGCCUGUCCUUUUUGCGGUCUUCCUAGUCAUCUACCUGAUCACAGUCUUCGGCAAUGCGAGUAUGAUUUUGUUAAUCAGAACUGACUCAAAGCUUCAGACUCCAAUGUACUUCUUCCUCAGCCACCUCUCCUUUGUAGAUCUCUGUUAUGCCACCAAUGUCACGCCUCAGAUGCUGGUCAAUCUCUCAUCUGAGAGAAAAACUAUUUCUUUCCUUGGUUGCUUUAUACAGUUUGAUUUAUUCAUUUCCUUGGGGCUCACAGAUAGCUAUAUACUCACAGCAAUGGCUUAUGACCGCUACAUGGCCAUCUGCAAACCCUUGUUAUAUGGCAGCAAGAUGUCCUGAGGUGUCUGCCUCUCUCUCGUUGCUACAUCUUAUAUUUAUGGCUUUGCAAACGGUCUUGCACAGACCAUCCUGAUGCUCCGCCUCUCCUUCUGUGGACCCAAUGAAAUCAACCACUUUUACUGUGCGGACCCACCUCUCCUAGUCCUGGCCUGCUCAGACACUUAUGUCAAUGAGACUGCCAUGUUCGUGGUGGCUGGUUCCAACCUCAUGUGCUCUCUCACCAUCAUCCUCAUCUCUUACAUUGCCAUCUUUACAGCCAUUCUGCAAAUGCAUUCUCCAGAAGGGAGGCGCAAGGCAUUCUCCACCUGUGGGUCUCAUCUGACAGUUGUCACUAUGUUUUAUGGGACACUGUUCUGGAUGUAUCUGAGGCCACCUUCUGAGGCAUCCGUAGAACGGACCAAAAUUGCAGCUGUUUUUUAUGUCUUUCUGAGUCCUAUGUUUAACCCUUUGAUCUACAGCCUUCGGAACAAAGAUGUUAAAAGAGCAAUAAGGAGAGUAAUUCAAGAGAUUUUUUUUGUCAAAUUAGGUACACAUUUGGCCAGAGGUUUUUCACAAUGGAAGCAGUUACCUCCCUGUUGUGAUUUUAUAGCUUUGGCCAAGGCUGUAGCAAAGACAUUAGCCUGGUGCUCUGUUCCUCCUACUCCCGAGCAGGCUCUGAUAUAUUCAGCUGUAGAUGCACCCUGUCCCUUUAAUGGUCCCACUCAUUCCACAGCUACCCUCAAUCUUGCUAGAAAAUCAGUAUAUGGUUCAUUGGGGCCUUGCAUUAUUUUAACAAAGGAGGGCUGGGUGUGGCCAGUAGGUGCCACACGGCACCAUGCUCGUAAAAAGACCUGGAGGACUUGUUCUAUGAAGUUGCAACCAUUGAGAACCCUCCAGGACAGCUUGGGCAAUAGAUUCCCAAUCUAA
Capra hircus (goat) is the source of this 1320-nucleotide messenger RNA. Its product is annotated as olfactory receptor 5M10-like. Lineage: Eukaryota; Metazoa; Chordata; Mammalia; Artiodactyla; Bovidae. Gene Ontology annotation, cellular component: membrane. The transcript is spliced from 4 exons. The record is from RefSeq and is a predicted model, not a curated record. Gene Ontology annotation, biological process: G protein-coupled receptor signaling pathway; sensory perception of smell. Gene Ontology annotation, molecular function: olfactory receptor activity; G protein-coupled receptor activity; odorant binding.